GAUGAGAAUGACAAUGCCCCAGAAAUAACAAUAUCAUCCAUCACCAACCCCUUACCAGAAAACUCUCCCCCAGAAACACUGGUGGCUGUGUUCAGUGUCUCCGGAAAUAAUGGCAAGACUACCUGCAACAUUGCUGCAAACCUGCCUUUUCUGCUGAAACUCACAAAGGACAAUGUUUACCACCUUGUGACUCAACAACCAUUGGACAGAGAAGAAAUGUCAGAAUAUAACAUCACCAUCACAGCUGUUGACCAAGGUUUCUCCAAGCGCACUUCAAUAACAGUUAUUAACAUUCAAAUUUCAGAUGUCAAUGACAACUCUCCAAUAUUUGAAAGAUCUUUCUAUGAUUUGUACUUGCAAGAAAACAACAUUCUAGAUUUGUUCAUUGGAACAGUCCAUGCUGUGGAUGUAGAACAGAACGCCAAAGUGACCUAUUUGCUCUUGCCUGGGAAGGUCAGGGAUAGAUCUGCAUUGUCUUACAUCUCCAUCAACUCUGAAACUGGGAACCUGUAUGACAUUUGAUCUAUAGAUUAUGAGGACAUACAAGACUUCCAGGUGAUGAUGAGGGCUACAGAUAAAGGCUCACCUCCACUGAGCUCAAAAGCAAUGGUCUGAGUUCUUAUCAUGGAUGAAAAUGACAGUGCCUCCUUCAUCCUCUGUCCACUUCAGAACAGCACUUCUCCAUCAAAUGAUCUUGUUCCCAGGGGAGUAGAGGCCGGCUACCUUGUCACCAAAAUGGUGGCAGUGGACAGAGAUUCAGGGCAGAAUUCUUGGCUUUCCUAUCAAUUGCUGAAGGCCACCGCUGCUGUGGGGACUCAGAAUGGGGAAGUGAAAAGCAUGAGACCAGUGAACAACUGAGUUAGUUUCAAAACUCUUAUUGUAGUUAGAGAUAAUGGCCAUCCUCCUCAGUCUGCCUCUGCCACACUAAGAAUUUUUCUAGCAGACAGCUUCUCUAAUCCUUACAUUAAAAUUAUGGAUAAGCCUAAAGGUGAAGUCCAGCAGGAGGGAGCAUACUCAGUGUAUUUGAUUAUCUGCUUGGUCACCAUCUCAUCCAUUUUUCUCCUUUCUGUCAUGCUGUUUGUUGCCUCCAAGAUGUAG
Molecule: messenger RNA, 1098 nt
Organism: Python bivittatus (Burmese python)
Lineage: Eukaryota; Metazoa; Chordata; Lepidosauria; Squamata; Pythonidae
Product: protocadherin beta-1
Biological process (GO): homophilic cell-cell adhesion
Cellular component (GO): plasma membrane
Molecular function (GO): calcium ion binding
Source: RefSeq, a predicted model, not a curated record